UGUUGGUACACUUCCGGUUGUCGUCAUGAAGAAGAGCUAUUCAAGAGUAUAAACAAAGUGACUACAGGCGGAAAUUAGCAUGCACUGCUAUAACCUGGGACAGACAUCUGUCCUGACCACAAGGAUAAUGUUUAAUUUGUACACUGUUCCUUUUAAAAAUAAAAAACUCUAAACUCUAAGAAGAGUGUUUGUAGUUUGUAUGUACGAACAGAAGUGUUCCUAAUAAAGUGGGCGGCUAAGGUGAAGUGUCAUGCCGACCGAGGCUGUUUUUUCGACACAAUUCACAGUUAUGCAACAGCUGUACAGAUGUAUUUGGUGAUACAGUAAGUGAGCUAAAUUUUAACAGUGCAAACAAUGCCACAAAAAGAAAAGAUUCAUGCCGUUAUCAUGAUUCGUUGUCAUGCCGACCGAGGCUGUUGUGUUUCCCUUGUGGUCUUGUCACUUCCGGAAGGGGCAGUGCUGAAUCAAGAAAAAUGGCAAGCUGCAGUUAAACGGAUGCCAACAAAGCAUUCCUGUGUGUGUGGAGAACAUUUUAUAUCAGGAAUUUCUAACCAGCAUGCAUGAAACCUGCCUCGAAAUAUUGCCAACCCAACGUCAACAUGUGAUGUCAUUCAUACCACCAUAGCUGGACUCCAAACUCAACACCCGAAUGCCCUCAUUGUAAUUUCGGGUGACUUUAACCACAUCAAUAUGGACAAAACACUGUCCAACUCCACUGUGUAUGUGAACUGUCCCACCAGAGAGGAGAAGACCUUGGAAUUGCUGUCUGCUAACAUUAAGGAUGGAUACAGCUCUUCCCCCCCCGCCUCCACCCUCUAGGACACCAAGAUCUUCUCCUGCUAGGCCCUGGAUGUCCAAAACCCUGAGCUCCAGCAGAAGCAGCCUGUGAGCAGCAGAGAAUAUCCAGGGCCCCAGCCAACCUGUCUCACUACCAGUCCUUCCUGGCAGAAUUCACACUUUCACUCACAUCAACUAAGAUCAAAUUUUAUCAUUCCAAAAUUCCUAGCUCUAUCGCUAACCCUUGUCAACUGUUCUAAGUUUUCUCUUCCCUCCUCAGCUCUCCCAUCAGCUGUACCUCAGUCCUUUAUCACUGCAGAGGACGUUGUGGUCUUCUUUGAAGUUGCCUGACGUGGUGGGGGUGUGGCUGUGAAGACAUGGAUAAUUGGGUUGAUCGCAAUGAACAGAAUCAAUUGCUGCUAUCUUCGGACGCAGAGAGCACCUUUUGCUUCAACAGCUUCUACUUUGACAACAAAGCUUUGGAUUCUACUUGACUACACGACUGGGAUUCACUCUUGAAAAGGUACACAUUGUUUGCAUGGUAUUGCAUUGCAGCCAAUGAGUUCAAAGAGGUUGGCCAGACAGAUCUACACAAAGGAAUGGAAGAGGGCGCGGCGAGAGGUGUUGAAUGUGCGAGCACUGGUGCGUGCCCAGCUGGAUGCAGGAGAUGCAGCAAACAGGGCAGAGGAGUCUGCGUGAGAUGCAGCAAGCAGGGAAGAGCAGGCUGCGCGAGAUGCAGCAAGGACAGGCCAGGCUCUGCAAGAAGCAGAGCAACAACAUAAUGGACCUCAACACAUGCCAGAGAUACAACCGGCGGAGAUUGAAGAACAGCCUGAGUUCAUGGCAGAGCCAACAAGUUUGUUCAGCAGCUCGGAGCAGGACAGCAGCAGUCCCUCAACCCAUGUCAGUCCAGCACCCAGCCGUCGGACAUUGGAAGAGUCGUACAUUGAGGAACAAACAUCAUCCGACCCAGUUGAGGAACUUCAGGAAUGACCCAUGGCAAAGAGGAGGGGGCUUCAGGCAUGGCUGCCGUAAUAAGGCGCAAGUACUUCAUACACACUUGUUGAUGUUCACACAGGAAAAGUGUAUUGGGUAUAAAACUAAAAUGAAUUUCAUCUCAAUUCUACCUGUAGUCCUGGAGGAACGAAAGAGGCUCCUAUUGAGGACGACGGAUGACACAAAAAGAACCAUGGAAGAGCACAUGGGGCGAAUGACUAGGAGAAUGGAGGCUAUGGAGAGGAGGAUGGAGGCUAUGGAAAGGAGGAUGGAGGGUAUGGAGAGGAAGUCAGAGACAUUGGAGGCUGCUGUGGUCUCGAACCCGCCUCAGCCUCCUCUGCAGGAAGAUGUGCUGUUGGGCCUAUGCAGCACAGUGGAGGAGCUGGAGGAGCUAGACAGGAGUCUGGCUCAACCAGAAAGAAGGAACCAAAUGAAACGUUUCCUUGAAAGCCUGGGAGGGGCGAAUCCGGGGGCAGCCAUUCGUCGCAUUCUACGCCAGGUGGCUACCAACAAUGUCCUGGCGCAGUACAGCCUGAGGGGGAGGAGAGCAAAAAAGCCUUUCCAGAACUUAACCCUUUGCAAAAUUAUAACGGAGGCCUGCAUGCAGAACUUCCCUGGCAAGAAGGUAGCUGAUAUUGAGGAGUGCAUUGGGCAUGCACUGAAGUUUGCACCACACAGACGGUCAGCUGGUCCUCAAGAUUGAAGACGUACACCAACUUCUAUGCAUUUCUUUGGCAUUUCUAAAAUUUUUCUUAUUUUUUGCCUUUAUUGUAUUUUAUUAAGAAAUAGUUUUCAUAAUUGUCUAUAGUUGUCAGAUGUUUUAUAAUGUAUAAUAAUGUUGCACUGUGUUGCUGAUGUCCUUACCAAUGUUGUAUUCUUGAUAUUUU
This is a messenger RNA of Neoarius graeffei (lesser salmon catfish), 2660 nucleotides long. RefSeq lists its product as uncharacterized. The record is from RefSeq and is a predicted model, not a curated record. The coding region runs from base 1406 to 2476 and encodes 356 amino acids. NCBI's taxonomy places the organism in Eukaryota, Metazoa, Chordata, Actinopteri, Siluriformes, Ariidae. The transcript has 12 exons.